AUGUUUAUCAACGCUCUGCUCUCCCUGGGCUACGCCUCCGUGGUCAUGGCCCACGCAGGGCAUGAACAGGAGCCCAUCUCUGGGCCUCAUCAGUCUCUGUGGUACAGUACUUUGCCUGGAGAUGGCGGCACCCAGGCGGAUUCUGUAUUUUCUGGUAUCACAACUUUUGGACGCUUGCCGUAUCAGCCAUGCUUGAGCCACAGCAGUAUCAAAUAUGACAUUGCAUUCAUUGGUGCCCCCUUUGACACCGGAACAUCUUACCGCCCUGGCGCCCGAUUCGGACCUUCGGGCAUUCGACAGGGAUCUCGACGCCUGAACCUCUAUGGCGGCUACAACGUCCCACUAGCCACCAAUCCUUUCAACAGCUGGGCAACAGUCCUUGAUUGUGGCGAUAUCCCCGUUACUUCGUAUGACAACACGUUUGCUCUUCAGCAAAUUGAAGAGGGACAUUAUAGCAUCCUCUCUCGCCCCCCAGUGACUGAUGCAGACAAGUCUGGGCCGGCAAAGAAAGGAAGGACCUUGCCCCGGGUCAUCACCCUUGGAGGAGACCAUACCAUUACUCUUCCCCUGCUUCGAUCUAUCAACCGUGCUUAUGGCCCCGUUUCCGUGAUCCAUUUCGACAGCCACCUGGACACUUGGAAGCCGAAGGUGUUUGGUGGUUCUCCAUCCGAUGUCGCCAGCAUUAACCACGGAACCUACUUCUACCACGCGGCGAUGGAAGGCUUGCUCGCCAACGACACUAACAUCCAUGCCGGUAUCCGGACCACCCUUAGUGGGCCCAGUGACUAUGACAACGACGGCUACUGCGGCUUUGAGAUUGUGGAGGCACGGGAAAUCGACACCAUCGGCACUGAUGGAAUCAUUGAGCGUAUUCUCAAGCGUGUGGGCACGGAACGACCGGUCUAUCUCUCUAUCGACAUCGACACGCUGGAUCCCGCCUUUGCGCCUGCAACUGGAACGCCUGAGACUGGUGGAUGGUCAACUAGGGAGCUGAGGACGAUCCUCCGGGGACUGGAGAGCCUUAAUCUCAUUGCAGCAGAUAUCGUUGAAGUUGCUCCUGCAUACGACACAAACGCAGAGCACACUACCAUGGCAGCAGCGGACGUGCUCUACGAGGUUAUGAGCAUCAUGGUCAAGAAGGGACCUCUGAGCAGAAUGAUCCAGGGGAAGGAGCAGAGUGACCUGUGA
This is a messenger RNA of Fusarium keratoplasticum, 1188 nucleotides long. RefSeq names its product putative agmatinase 1. The record is from RefSeq and is a predicted model, not a curated record. The coding region runs from base 1 to 1188 and encodes 395 amino acids. NCBI's taxonomy places the organism in Eukaryota, Fungi, Ascomycota, Sordariomycetes, Hypocreales, Nectriaceae. The transcript is spliced from 7 exons. Gene Ontology annotation, molecular function: agmatinase activity; metal ion binding.